This is a messenger RNA of Xiphias gladius (swordfish), 5084 nucleotides long. It is a transcript of the gene trpm5, whose product is annotated as transient receptor potential cation channel, subfamily M, member 5. Gene Ontology annotation, biological process: calcium ion transmembrane transport. Gene Ontology annotation, cellular component: membrane. The record is from RefSeq and is a predicted model, not a curated record. Gene Ontology annotation, molecular function: calcium-activated cation channel activity; ligand-gated calcium channel activity. Lineage: Eukaryota; Metazoa; Chordata; Actinopteri; Istiophoriformes; Xiphiidae. The transcript is spliced from 26 exons. Bases 855 to 4550 code for a protein of 1231 amino acids.
CCCCUUAGUGAUGGUAAUGCCGAACAGGGCCAUUCACUUUCCCCACCUAGGUUCUGCUGAUCACUUUGGUGGCUUUUAAGGCCCCCCACCUCCCGUCUCCAAGCUUUUGUCCCCCCCCACUGACUGGAUUCACACCUGCACAGGGCCGGUUUUAUGCCAGUGGUGUGAUAAAAUGUCGGGCAUAUUGGACCACGGUCCGGACGAAUCGCGGCUUAUCUACGUAUCCGCCGUGCUACGAUGACGGCUGAGCAAAGGAAAGUAGCCGCAACACGUGUGUGGAGCCACUCGAGCCGCCAUGUGAUGAUGGCACACAGCACUGAUCUGGAAUUGGUCGGACAAUCCCUCCGAUAUGUGCCGCACAUUUGUCUCCCUUCAGCCCAUAUUGACUAGUGCAAAGCUGUCGCAUUGACAGAGUGGUGAUCAAUGCUAAAGCUAAUGGGGAAAAAAAACAACACUUUUUAUGUUCAUCUGUUUUCCAUUCUGCUGUUUUGAAAUUUUGAUUCAUAAUUACGUGUCGUUCUUUGGCUGCGCGCCAAUGCCGAAAAAAUUCAGAGAGCAACACAAAAGUUGUCCAGCAAAGAAUCCUCCUGAAGCCCGAAGCGUAUCUUUGGGCAGCAGGAGCGUUUGGUCCUGAUGAGGAGGGAGUGCAGCGGCCCGGCCGACGAUGCAAAGUAAUGCAGCGAGGCCGCGCCAGGAUUGGCCCGAGGGAGAGCCCCACCUCUGUCCCACUUCCUGGUGGCCCAGGGGGUUCACCUGAAGGGAUGGGAGGGGAAAAAAAAAACACAAAAAAAAAAAUCCCUCAGUCCGUACAGGUGUGGUUUGGCAGGAGGAGUUGAGGAGCGUUCAUUUCAGCCAUGCAGGGGGGACAAGACACACCUCUGGGGACACCGCAGCCGCGGACGCGGUGCCUGCGAUGCGGGGACGCACUGGAGUGGUCAGAGGAGCACAGUGUCUUUCGGGGCUGCUCCUACUGCUCCGCAGCGGAUGGGAAACUGGAGAAUGUAGCCAGAGGCCUGGCCAGCAGAAUGGAAAGGCAGGAGGUUCACUGGGGAGCUGGGAGAGUGGGCGACAUAGACUUCACUGGCCCCACUAAGACAAGAGGAAAGUUCGUGAGGGUGUGCGGCAACACAGACCCGGUGCUGAUCUACCAGACGCUGACGGAAGCGUGGGGCCUGGCUCCGCCCCACCUGGUGGUGGCGCUGGUGGGAGGAGAUGAGCUGGCUCAGAUGAAGCCCUGGCUCAGGGACACGCUGAGAAAAGGGCUUGUGAAGGCUGCACAGAGCACAGGGGCGUGGAUUUUGACUAAUGGCCUUCGCUUCGGCAUCACCAAGCAACUGGGCCAGGCGGUGAGAGAUCACUCCUUGGCCAGCACCUCCUCCAAAGUACGCGUAGUGGCCAUUGGCAUCGCGCCCUGGAACAUGAUCCACAACCGAGAGGCACUCCUCACCGCCAAGGUGGAUGAGCCUGCUGUGUACAAGCCACAGGACCUGCCUCAUGGCUCAGUGUAUUCCCUGGACAGCCACCACUCUCACUUUGUGCUGGUGGAGGAGGAUCCCAACAGGCCCGGGGCCACCAGUGAAAUGAGGGUGAAGCUGCUCAAACACAUCUCUCUUCAGCGCACUGGUUAUGAAGGCGCAGGCAGUUUUGAGAUCCCUGUUCUGUGUCUCUUGGUCCAUGGAGAACCCAAGAUCCUCAAAAGGAUGUAUAACGGCAUUGGCAAUUCAACACCAUGGCUGAUCCUGGCAGGCUCGGGAGGCGUGGCCGACAUCCUCGUCACGUUUAUGAAUAGGGGCUGCUGGGAUACGGACAGUGUUCAUGAGCUGCUCCUGGACACCUUUCCAAAUGCCCACCACAGCACAGACAUUAGUAACUGGGUCAAGCUGAUCCAGAAGAUACUUGAUCAUGGGCAUCUCCUCACCGUCCACAACCCUGAACAGGAGAGCUCUGAGCUGGACACGGUGAUCCUCAAAGCUCUAGUCAAGGCUUGUAAGAGCCAAAGUCAGGAAGCUCAGGACUUCCUGGACGAACUGAAGCUGGCUGUGGCCUGGAACAGGGUGGACAUUGCCAAGGGUGACAUCUUUAAUGGAGAUGUGGAGUGGAAGGCAUGCGACCUUGAAGAGGUGAUGAUGGACGCACUGAUCAAUGACAAACCGGACUUUGUGCGCCUUUUUGUGGACAACGGUGUGAACCUGGGGGAGUUCCUUACCUACGGUCGUCUGCAGGAGCUUUACCGGUCUGUGUCAGAGAAGAGCCUGCUUCACAACCUGCUCCUGAAAAAGUACGAGGAGAAGCAGCUUCUGCUUGGAGCCGCCAGGACACCUGGCCCACCCGGGCACCAUCCGUCCGAGCACGGGAAACCCCGCUUCACCCUCUACGAGGUUGCCAAAGUGCUGAAAGACUUUCUCCAUGACUCCUGCAAAGGCUUUUACCAGAAGAUCCCCACGGAGAAGCCAGCAAAGGGUCGGCUGUUCCACAGCCAGAAGAAUCUGGCUGAGUUAGAGGAGCGCUGUGAACAUCCUUGGAGGGAUCUUUUCCUCUGGGCUGUCCUUCAGAACCGACAGCAGAUGGCUAACUACUUCUGGGCCAUGGGCCCCGAGGCGGUGGCGGCAGCACUGGCGGGUUGUAAGAUUCUGAAAGAGAUGGCACGGCUGGAAUCUGAGGCUGAGUCUGCACGUAGUAUGAAGGAGGCCAAGUAUGAGCAGUUUGCCCUUGAUGUCUUUGGAGAGUGUUACUCCAACAGUGAAGACCGGGCUUAUGCUUUGUUAGUGAGGAGAACACGCUGCUGGAGCAAAUCUACCGUCCUUAAUUUGGCAACUGAGGCGGAUGCCAAAUCCUUCUUUGCCCACGAUGGAGUUCAGGCUCUCCUCACAAAGAUUUGGUGGGGGGCGAUGACGACGGACACAGCCAUUUCCAAACUCGUGGUGUCUUUCUUCUGUCCGCCGCUCAUCUGGACCAACCUCAUAAAGUUCAGUGAUGAGGACCUUGAUAAUCAUAACGGCCGUGAGCAGUUUGUGGAGCUGGACAGUCUGGAUACGGAGAAGGCUUUACUGUUAACUGACGACGAUGACCCUUUGGACUCUCAACCUGGAGAUCCAACAGCUCAGAGCUGUGCCUCUGUCUGGUGGCGUUUCUUACUCCGCCGCUGGCGUCGCUUCUGGAGCGCUCCUGUCACUGUGUUCCUUGGUAAUGUCGUCAUGUACUUCGCCUUCCUCUUCCUCUUCACCUACGUACUCCUGCUAGACUUCCGGCUGCCUCCACCCUCUGGCCCUGGAGUCCCAGAGAUAAUGCUGUACUUCUGGGUCUUCACCUUGGUGCUGGAGGAACUUCGACAGAGCUUUUUCACGGAUGAAGAGAUGAACAUCUUGAAGAAGUUCAAACUCUAUGUCGAGGACAACUGGAACAAGUGUGACAUGGUUGCCAUCUCACUCUUUGUUGUCGGGGUUUCAUGCAGGAUGGUUAAUCACACCUAUGAGGCGGGAAGGACAGUCUUGGCGAUAGACUUCAUGGUUUUCACUCUGCGUCUGAUCCACAUCUUUGCCAUUCAUAAGCAGCUGGGCCCCAAGAUCAUUAUUGUGGAAAGAAUGAUGAAGGACGUUUUCUUCUUCCUCUUUUUCCUGAGUGUGUGGCUCAUCGCCUACGGCGUUGCCACCCAGGCUCUUCUCCACCCCAAUGAUCCCAGGAUUGACUGGGUGUUUCGCAGAGCCUUGUACCGCCCCUACCUGCACAUUUUUGGCCAGAUCCCUUUGGAGGAAAUAGAUGCUGCUCGCAUGCCCGAAAUUAACUGCACCAGUGACUCAGAGGAGAUUAUCAUGGGGCUACGACCGCCAUGUCCAAACAUCUAUGCCAACUGGCUGGUCAUUCUGUUGCUGGUUAUCUUCCUUCUUGUCACCAAUGUCCUGCUGCUAAACCUGCUUAUUGCCAUGUUCAGCUACACAUUCCAGGUAGUGCAGGGCAACACCGACAUCUUCUGGAAGUUCCAGAGAUACAACCUCAUUGUGGAAUACCACAGCCGCCCAGCACUGGCCCCACCCUUCAUUAUCAUCAGCCACCUCUCUCAGAUCCUCCUCAGCCUGGUCAAACAGCCCGAGUCCAAGCAGGAGCAUCUUGAGAGGGAGCUGCCAACAGGGCUAGACCAGAGGCUGAUAACAUGGGAGACAGUGCAGAGGGAGAACUACCUGGCCAAACUGGAGCGCCAGCAUUGGGAAAGCAGCGAGGAGAGACUCAAGAGUACCUCAUCGAAGGUUCAGAGCUUGCUGAGGAUUGUCAGUAGGUUUAAGGACCAAGAGAAGAGACUGGCAUCCAUGGAGGCUCAGGUCAAAUACUGUGGAGAGGUGUUGUCCUGGAUGGCAGAGUGCUUUGCUCAAAGCACACUCAAGUGUGGGAAAGAAGCUCCAAGAGCUCCAAUGCCUCUAACGGGCUGCAGGCUAAGCGGCGCCAAAGACGCACCUCAAAGUCAGCCAGAGAAAGAAGUCAAACGGGAAGGGGGAGCACCCACACCAGGUCACCCAGGAUAUGGAGCUAACAAAAAAUUUCCCUAUAUUGAUGAAUAAAAGCAAUAUUAGUAGCUGGUAGCACGCAGACAGCUAGUUGUGAAUGAUCAUACUAUACGAAAGAUUUUUAGAAUAUUUUGAGGUAUGAUGGUGUAAUUGGGGGGGAAAGGGAACACUGACUUGAUUUGGACUCUAAAUUAAUAAAAUGAUGUUGGGUGUAUUCACAGAUGUUUCCAUGGUUUUUGAUUGGUGCUAAAUUUCGGGACACAUUGACACUUUCUGUGGUUGUAAGACUCUCUAAACUCUAAACAUGUUCUCAGCACUACUGUAACUGUACCUUUCUUAUAGGAAACAUUUUACCAGGUUCCUUCAGUGCAACAAAAGGCAGAGGGAAUUAUCAAAUGAGUCACUUACAGAUGGCAUACCAUUUUAGUUCCUUGGUUAUAUAACAAAAACAUACAGGAAUAAAACUCAGCUUUUUUUUUUCCCCCGCCAAUGUAUCAAUGUAUUGUCUAGAACAGUAGAAGACAAUAAAUGUUAGACACCACAGUGGCUGUGAUUUUAUGUAUGCUUAGCUUUAAUUUAAGGCUAUUU